AUGCCUCUUACACGAACUCACCGUCACACUGCUCCCCGUCGCUCCAUCUUCAGCACUCGUCGCCGUGCUCCCGCCCGCUCGCACCGUCAUACUACAACCACCACCACUACUACCACUACAAAGCCCCGUCGAGGCAUGUUCGGUGGUGGUGCUGGUCGACGUACUCAUGCCACUACUGCCCAUGCUGCCCCCGUCCAUCACCACCAGCGCCGACCUUCCAUGAAGGACAAGGUCAGCGGUGCCCUGCUCAAGCUCAAGGGUAGCCUGACUCGCCGACCUGGCGUCAAGGCUGCUGGAACUCGACGCAUGCAUGGUACUGACGGUCGUGGUGCUCGCCACCGCCGCUACUAA
Molecule: messenger RNA, 351 nt
Organism: Fusarium sp. VM40
Lineage: Eukaryota; Fungi; Ascomycota; Sordariomycetes; Hypocreales; Nectriaceae
Source: the annotation of a GenBank genome assembly